AUGGCCUUCAACUAUUUGCUGAUCCCCAAAGCUGACCGCAAGAAAAUCCACGAGUACCUCUUCCGAGAGGGCGUACUCGUGGCCAAGAAGGACUUCAACCUUCCCAAGCAUGGCGACAUUGACACUAAGAAUCUUUACGUGAUCAAAGCCUGCCAAUCCCUUACCUCGCGCGGCUACCUCAAGACCCGCUUCUCGUGGCAAUACUAUUACUACACCCUCACCCCUGAGGGCCUCGACUAUCUCCGUGAAUGGCUUCAUCUGCCCGCUGAAAUCGUCCCCGCUACCCACAUCAAGCAGCAGCGUUCGCACGCUCCUCCCCGCGGCAUGAUGGGCGGAGAAGAGCGUGAGAGACGACCCGGUGGGCGUGGUGGCCCGCGAGGCGAUGGUGGCUACCGACGCCGUGAACAGGGUGACGCAAAGGAGGGUGGUCCCCCUGGCGACUUUGCUCCUUCAUUCCGUGGCGGCUUCGGUCGUGGACGUGGUGCUCCUUCGGCUUCUUAG
This is a messenger RNA of Histoplasma mississippiense, 501 nucleotides long. RefSeq names its product 40S ribosomal protein S10-A. The record is from RefSeq and is a predicted model, not a curated record. Gene Ontology annotation, molecular function: RNA binding; structural constituent of ribosome. The transcript has 4 exons. NCBI's taxonomy places the organism in Eukaryota, Fungi, Ascomycota, Eurotiomycetes, Onygenales, Ajellomycetaceae. Gene Ontology annotation, cellular component: cytosolic small ribosomal subunit. The coding region runs from base 1 to 501 and encodes 166 amino acids.